CGUCUGCUACAGAAGCAAAAAAGUCCCGCUGGCGUCUCAGAGAACAAAAUGAGCCAGAGGAAAACACCUGUGGUCAGAGAGGAGGAGGAGCAGCAGGUGAAGCCGUCUGCUCUGUGGAGACGACGGAGACACGCCGUGCGGGAGCUGCAGGGGCUUCAGCAGAGAGUUCGGGAUGCUGCAGAGAGCUGGUUGGAUUAUUAUCGCGUUGCUGUCGGUAUCAAGUGUCCUGACGCGGAGCGACUGGCAGGGGCCCCGCCGCGAGCCCAGCCGAGACGAACGCCACAGUCGAACGCUCUACCCUCCCCGAACUCGCCCAAACGCGCAGCGGCUGCGCCGCGGCGUGCCGGGAGAGGCAGGAGGGCUGAGCUCAGAGAGAGUCACGGACGCCACUCAGCAUCAGCAGAGAGACGUCACGACCGCCUCGUCCAGAUGCAGAGGAGACCGAAGGAAAGCAGGAAGGAGCCUCCUGUCACACAAAUCGGACCCCUUCGAAUUCAUGGCAACAUCGAACCAGGGUCUGUGACUCUCUCUCGCAGCCUUGAGCCUGAAACUCCUCCUGCCAGGUGUGGCCCUGCGGACAGGGGGCCCGCCGCUCCCUCCGUCCCUCUCGCGACGUGCCCCGCUCUGCUGAGAGCUGCCCUGCGGGGAGAGGAGCGGCGGAGGAGGUGCUGCUGCAGUGCAACGCUGAUGCCAGUGGUCACCGACCUGGAGUAUGACGCUUUCGUUACGGGCCAACCUCUCGACAGCAGGCAGAUACUGGUGAUGUGUGUCACCACACCUCAGCGGCCGGUUAACACACACGCAGCAGGCAGGUGGGAUGAUUUGGAGGAUCUCUACAGGAGGAGGAAUGAGCAGAGGACCAUGCCGUGCACCCAGUGCCAGAUGGACUCUUUUCGCCUGGUCAGGUACGAGAUGUCAGACGGGGUGGCGGGCCGCGGGCCGGAGAACGUUCUGCUGCAGCAGCGACACGGUGCCGCUCCUGGGAUGUUCCUGAUGUACCUCAAGGGGAAGCUGCUGUUUCUGGGCUACAUACGCAGAGAUGACAGCUGCUCUGCUGUGGAUCUUCAACGGCAAAUCUGCAGGACCAGGAGAGCCUCUCGACUGGGUUUGAGCCUCCCUGCUGACCACAAGCUCAGUGAUGUGGUAAAAGCUCCUGCAGCCACAGAAGCAUAGAUUGCGUCAGAGCAGAAGGAUGUGACUCCAAGAUGGCUGUCUCUGAGGAAGAAGGAAGGAGGAACUUUGCAACAUGCAUGAUUUCAUCUGCUGCUCAUUUCUGCUGAUGAACAGCAGUGACUGGACAUGUCAUGCAAAUAUCUAUUCCCUCUAAAACACUCUAUUUUGGUGUUUGCUAAUGUGCUUCCAAGACAUUUCUGUACUUUAGAGUAAAACAUGAUUAUAUUAGUUCUGCUGGGUUUUGGCUGCUGCUCAGGAAACAGCAGCAAUACUGAAUGUUGCUGCUGUAUUAGUAGAGUAGUAUUCAAGUAAACGUAAAAACUCUGGUUUUGUAAAUCCAUCCAUCUAUUUUUUUCUGCUUAUCUGGUGGUAGUGAAGUAAAACUAAACCAUAAAGUAUGUUUAUUCCUGAAAGGUACACAAGUAAAUGUAACUAGUUUCUCCCUUACUACUGAUCUGUUUAAUAGAUUUAAAGCUUCAAAAAUAGUUCUAUGUGCUUAUAGUGUUUUUUUUAAAUUCAUUCACUGU
Molecule: messenger RNA, 1700 nt
Organism: Poeciliopsis prolifica (blackstripe livebearer)
Lineage: Eukaryota; Metazoa; Chordata; Actinopteri; Cyprinodontiformes; Poeciliidae
Exons: 8
Coding region: 49-1173 (374 amino acids)
Source: RefSeq, a predicted model, not a curated record